Molecule: messenger RNA, 1251 nt
Organism: Nipponia nippon (crested ibis)
Lineage: Eukaryota; Metazoa; Chordata; Aves; Pelecaniformes; Threskiornithidae
Gene: SCRN3
Product: secernin 3
Biological process (GO): proteolysis
Molecular function (GO): dipeptidase activity; cysteine-type exopeptidase activity
Source: RefSeq, a predicted model, not a curated record
AUGGCCCUGGGAAAGGAAGGCCUGGAAGCAGGUCACGGCAGGUGUGAAACAGUGGGAAAAGGCGAGCACACCGUGACAGAUGGGGUUGGUGUGGACGGUGUGCAGGAGGUCGUGCACUUCCCGGCCGCCGCGCACCCGCCCGGCGCCGCGCUGGAGUGCACCUACAUCGAGAUUGAGCAAGUGGAAAAGACCCACGCCGUGGUCCUGAGCCGCCCCGCCUGGCUCUGGGGGGCGGAGAUGGGGGCCAACGAACACGGCGUGUGCAUCGGGAACGAAGCCGUGUGGGGCAGGGAGGAGAUCUGCGACGACGAAGCUCUCCUCGGCAUGGACCUCGUCAGGCUUGGACUUGAGAGAGCGGACACAGCUGAAAAGGCUCUUACCAUCAUAGUUGAUUUGCUAGAAAAAUACGGACAAGGAGGAAACUGUAUGGAGAGCCACAUGGCAUUUACAUACCAUAACAGUUUUCUGAUAGCCGACAGAAAGGAAGCAUGGGUGCUGGAGACAUCAGGAAAAUACUGGGCAGCAGAAAAAGUAGAAGGAGGUGUACGAAAUAUUUCCAACCAGCUCUCUAUCACAACCAAGAUUGACAGAGAACACCCAGAAUUGAAGGAAUACGCCAAAAGCAAGGGCUGGUGGGAUGGGAAAAAGGAAUUUGAUUUCGCUGCCACAUAUUCUUAUGUAAAUACUGCCCGAAUGACCACAUCCAGAGGCCGAUAUUGUGAAGGCUAUAAACUUCUCAACAAACACAAAGGAUCUAUCACUUCUGAAAUAAUGAUGGAAAUUCUUCGUGACAAAGAGAGUGGCAUUAAUAUGGAAGGUGGAUUUAUGACAACUGGAAGCAUGGUGUCUGUACUGCCUCAGCAGCCUAAUCUGCCCUGUAUUCACUUCUUUACCGGAACUCCAGAUCCUGCGAGGUCUGUAUUCAAGCCUUUCAUUUUUGUGCCCGGUAUUACUCAGUUAUUAAAAACUUGCUCCCCUACAUUUGGUCAUAAUGAUCCAGUUAAGAAGCAACCACGUUUUCAGAAUAAGCCAGAUCGAAGACAUGAGCUCUAUAAAAAACAUGAAAGUGCUGCUGUAGUUAUGGAAACUACCGAGGGCAAAGGUAAAGAGAUGCUGAAGGAGAUACAGGAGUUGGAGAAACAGAAGAUAAGUGAAAUGGAAUCAAUCCUGCAAAACGGAUGUCUUGACAUGAAUGAAGUGGUUAACCUUUUUUCACAGUGUGUAGAAGAAGAACUCAAAAUAUAUAGCUAA